UGGGGAGGAGGGCGGAGAAGAGCACACAAUGCGCAUGUGUGGAGGAGAGACCACGCCCCGAUAGCUUGGGGGUGGAGAGCUGCGUGCGCACGCAUGCGCAGUAGUGGCAGUGCGUGCCCGUUCCAAGCCAGUUGUUGCUGCUGAGGAAGCUUCUCUGGUUGGGGGGUUUGUAGCGGCGGCCGCUGUUGGGACUCGCCCCCCCCGCCAUUGUACUUGGCGGCCUGUGGCGCCCCCAGCUGAGCACCAGCCGAAGGCGCGGGAGGAGGCGGAGGCGCAGGCGCGGCGCUUCCAAAAUGUCGCAGACAGCCAUGUCCGAGACCUACGAUUUCCUCUUUAAAUUCUUGGUUAUUGGAAAUGCUGGAACUGGCAAGUCCUGUUUACUUCAUCAGUUUAUUGAGAAGAAAUUCAAAGAUGACUCAAAUCAUACUAUAGGAGUCGAAUUUGGUUCAAAGAUAAUAAAUGUAGGGGGUAAAUAUGUAAAAUUACAGAUAUGGGACACAGCAGGACAAGAGAGAUUCAGGUCUGUAACAAGAAGUUACUACAGAGGUGCAGCGGGUGCUUUGCUUGUCUAUGACAUUACCAGCCGAGAAACCUACAACGCACUUACUAAUUGGUUGACGGAUGCAAGGAUGUUAGCAAGUCAAAAUAUUGUUAUCAUACUGUGUGGCAACAAAAAGGAUCUUGAUGCAGAUCGUGAAGUUACUUUUUUAGAAGCAUCCAGGUUUGCACAAGAAAAUGAACUGAUGUUUUUGGAAACAAGUGCACUAACCGGGGAGAAUGUUGAAGAGGCCUUUGUACAGUGUGCAAGAAAAAUACUUAAUAAAAUUGAAUCAGGUGAACUGGAUCCAGAAAGGAUGGGCUCAGGAAUUCAGUAUGGAGAUGCUGCCUUGAGGCAGCUGAGAUCCCCACGUAGAGCACAGGCUCAAAGUGCUCAAGAAUGUGGUUGUUAAAAAAAACACAACGAAACAAACUGAACACUUGUUCUAGAAACAAAAGAUGUCCAUGCAAUUGGUGUUUGUAGCAACAACUGACACAGCUUGAAGGCUAUGCAGUUUUUUUAAAACAUCUUUACUACUGUAUGUGAACAGAAAAACCACUGCUGGAAAAACAGUACUGUAUGGUGGUAGGCAAGAAUGUGCAUAUGACAUAGCAGACUGCAAAACAAACCUGACAAUUCAGUGGACAAUACUAAGACUCACCUGUAUGUAAACAUUUUCCGUUACAUAUUUUUGUCAUUCACCUUUAAAGUAUUGCUGUAUACUGUAUAUAAUGUAACAGUAAAUUUCCAAAGCAUGAUAUACUUAUGUUUGAUAUAAUAAAUGUUGCACUAAAAGCAAUUAUAUUUUAUUUUUUUAAUCAUAUUAACUAAAACUUGUUAACUGAGUUAGGCUUUAUCAUGUUUGUGUUAAUUGCACAGUAGGUUAUAUUUAUGACCUGAAAUACAAAGCCACUGGCACUGUCAGUGAUUUUCCUACUUCACUACGUUUGCCACAUUCUACAAGGUGUUUACAUGAUCCAUUCUAGAAUUACGGUGAGGACAUUAUCUAAGUUUACUAAUCCUGUCAAAUUUGGAAUGGAUGUUUCUAGUGAAGUGCAUCUGUUCUGUUUUCUGACAAUUCUUAAAUAAAUUUCUCUAAACUGUAUUUUUUCCUACUUUGUAGGUUAAAAAUGCUGCUGCUAAGUCUCUGAAAUGACUGCUGUCUGACCUUAGAUCUUGGAAGUUUCUUAUCUGUGUUCUCUGGUUCUUUUCUUUUCCUUUUCCUUUUCCACUUCUGUUGUAUAGAAGUGGGGGCCAAUGAGAUUUGUUUGUUUUUAGCAAAACUGUGUAUCUUUUUACUGCUGUGUGAGUCCAUGAAAGAUCACCACAAUGAUUUCUCGUGUGUCUGUAUGAGAGAGCUGUUUCUAUAAGAGAUUGCUUAAUCUCAUUGGACUGCACUUCUCAAAGAUGCUUUAGCUACUAAUAAAGCAAUCUGCUAUAAAAAGUCUGUUCAGUGAAAAUACCUGUUCAGUGAGGCCAAGUGUUUCAAAUGUACAGUACCUAGAAAGUGCAACUAACUAUGCUGAAUGUGGAAUUUUCAUUAAAAUGUAUUUUAAAUAUUCUAAACUAUAAUGGUAUUAUAGGAAUUUUAAACAUAGAUCCUAAUUGGAGGGUCUCUUCAUACAGAUCUCCCCUCUGGCCUGGAAUAAGGUACCAUCCUCCCUGUUGUCAGAUCCCGCUGAGGGUAUUUUAUAGUGUUGGAUUUAUAUACAUGAGGAAAUGGAAUAUAGGAGGGCUACAUGCAUUUUCUCUCUGCCCCUGGAAACUAUCAGGUAUUCGGCUUGUCAUAUUAACUUUCGUUCAUAGUUUAGUUUAGGAUGUUGGAACCUCCCUCCUGACCUCUUUAUUGUGGGGCAAAACAGUCAGCACAGGAAAUCCUGUUGUCAUGGCUCCAUUAGAGCUAUACUUAGGCGGUGGGAGAGAGUCCAAUGACAACAUGAAACCUAGGUGUCUGUAUCACUCUCCAGGAGUGGUGGGAAAUCUCUAUAGCUUUUGUAUUGCCCCCACUCCACAGCCACUUUUAAGUGGCAUUUCUGAAAGGAAUGUAAUAAGGAGAGGGUAGAAAGGUUUCUCAUGAAUGUAAGUCCAGAAUAACUCCAUUGAGCUUAAGUUAUACUGGUGUAACUGAACAGCAUUUGGCCUAAGAAACCUAGCAACAUAGAAAAUUAUUUCUUAUAUCUAUUACAGUUUCAUGAGCAAAAACUGCAUUAUUGACAGAUACCUGAAUCCUCACUUGAGAAAGAACACAAAUAGAAUUUAAAUAUUAAAACAAAACUAAAUUAUAGUGCUAUAAUUCCAGAGGGUAUUGGCAGCACAAAAGCACACGUAGAGUGCUUGAGGUAGAUUCUAGAGCCCCUCAAUGGAAUUCUAAUCCUGCAUUUAAAAAUAGUCCAUGGUGAGGCUUGGUUCAGUUUAAAUUUUUCCUAAAGGGUGUGGGUCUAUAUCUAAACUGAAUCGAAAAGCACAAGGCUUAAAUAGAAUCACUUAACCAUGCUUUACACAAGAAAAAAAAUCUAUCUUUUGAAGUCUUGCAGGCCAUUAAUCCAAGUAGCUUUGUAUAAUAUCCCUCUCUCAAUCAAGAGUCAGCAUGCAGCAUUAGACUUAAAUGACAUGUAGAAAAGACUCAUUGUAUUACUCCUGGGGGAAUUCUGCACAAAACAUAAAUUCUGCAUGCAAUAUUUAUAAAUUCUGCAAAAUUCUACAUGUUAAAAUAAUACACUAUAAUCAUACCAGCUUCCAUUAUUUUAGUAAUUUAUUUCAAAAUACCUGUGAGCAAGUAUGUCUGUAACAAUGCAGACUACAAAAAAGAUUCAGGAAAUGCUUUUUGGCAAAUAGAUUCUUUACUAGGCAUAUUAACACGGAACUCUGAGUAAUUUGUUUAAAUGAGAAUACUGGACUAUAUUUCCCACCCCCACCCCUCAGAAGCAGUGCAAAGGCUUGGGGGAGUUGGGGGUAAUGGAGGCACUUAGGGAGAGGAAAGUAAACUGCUGAGAAGGAGCCUGGAUGUGAACUUUAAAGGGUUUUUUGGGUAUGGGUAGGAAAAGUAUGGAACUCGGGGGCAUGGAGGCAGAUUGUUAGGGAGUGUCUCCACACAGUGCCUGAGAGACCCCUUUUACCAUUCAGUCAGGCAUAUCUGCCCCCUCCCCAUCUGUCUCGGUGCCCCCAUGCUCCAUUCCCCUUCCCCUCUGUAACUCUGCACCCCCCUUCCCCCUGUGCCUUCACUCCCAUUC
Mauremys mutica (yellowpond turtle) is the source of this 3768-nucleotide messenger RNA. It is a transcript of the gene RAB4A, whose product is annotated as RAB4A, member RAS oncogene family. The transcript has 8 exons. Gene Ontology annotation, cellular component: endosome. The record is from RefSeq and is a predicted model, not a curated record. Gene Ontology annotation, molecular function: GTPase activity; GTP binding. Gene Ontology annotation, biological process: Rab protein signal transduction; regulation of endocytosis. Bases 294 to 950 code for a protein of 218 amino acids. NCBI's taxonomy places the organism in Eukaryota, Metazoa, Chordata, Testudines, Geoemydidae.